AUGUAUCUUUUGAAGCUACUCUCUACGUUUGUGGUUCUAACAACCGCGCUAGCAUUAGAUACUUUCAAUGCUUGUCCUUCCCAAAACUUCAAUUGGCAUUACCAAGUAACAAACUUUCCCAAGGCUUCAAUUUCGGUUACAAAUCCCAUUAAGAAGUCUGACGGAACUUGGGAUGUCAACAUCAAUUUCAGUGCUGGUAACAGUAUGUCGGUUUCCUCUCUCACAGAGUUGAAGAUUCUUGGUAUUGGCACCUACGUCCUCUACUCAAACAACAUGAAGAUUUAUACCAUUUCAAAUCCCGGCAAGUGGUCUUACACCGUCAAUAUUACACCUCGUCAGGUGGAAUCCUAUUCGACAUGUAUGCCCAGCUUCACAAUUCAGUAUGACUGGUGCAGCACCGGAGUUACCGAUUGGUCUGAAUGCGAUUCUUGGAGCUAUCAAAAAUCUUACGACUACAUUACAGGAUGUAAUAAUUAUGAUUCAAGCACAGGCUAUUCACAGAUGGAUGCUCCUGACUAUUGUUGGGACGCAACUUGCUCUUCCACUGAGUCCACUUCAUCUAUUGAGUCGACUUCAUCUACUGAGUCAAGCUCCUCUACUGAGUCGACUUCAUCUAUUGAGUCGAGCUCUUCCACUGAGUCGAGCUCUUCUACUGAGUCCACUUCAUCUGUUGAGUCAAGCUCUUCCACUGAGUCGACUUCAUCUACUGAGUCAAGCUCCUCUACUGAGUCGAGCUCUUCUAUUGAGUCAAGCUCCUCUACUGAGUCCACUUCAUCUGUUGAGUCAAGCUCUUCUACUGAGUCGAGCUCCUCUACUGAGUCGAGCUCUUCUAUUGAGUCAAGCUCCUCUACUGAGUCCACUUCAUCUGUUGAGUCAAGCUCUUCCACUGAGUCGAGCUCCUCUAUUGAGUCAAGUUCGUCUAUUGAGUCAAGUUCGUCUAUUGGGUCGACUUCAUCUACUGAGUCAAGCUCUUCCACUGAGUCGACUUCAUCUACUGAGUCAAGCUCCUCUACUGAGUCGAGCUCUUCUAUUGAGUCGAGCUCCUCUAUUGAGUCAAGUUCGUCUAUUGGGUCGACUUCAUCUAUUGAGUCGAGCUCUUCCACUGAGUCGAGCUCCUCUAUUGAGUCAAGUUCGUCUAUUGGGUCGACUUCAUCUACUGAGUCAAGCUCUUCCACUGAGUCGACUUCAUCUACUGAGUCAAGCUCCUCUACUGAGUCGAGCUCUUCUAUUGAGUCAAGCUCCUCUACUGAGUCCACUUCAUCUGUUGAGUCAAGCUCUUCUACUGAGUCGAGCUCCUCUAUUGAGUCAAGUUCGUCUAUUGAGUCAAGUUCGUCUAUUGGGUCGACUUCAUCUACUGAGUCGAGCUCCUCUAUUGAGUCAAGUUCGUCUAUUGAGUCAAGUUCGUCUAUUGGGUCGACUUCAUCUAUUGAGUCAAGCUCUUCCACUGAGUCGACUUCAUCUACUGAGUCAAGCUCCUCUACUGAGUCGAGCUCCUCUAUUGAGUCAAGUUCGUCUAUUGAGUCAAGUUCGUCUAUUGGGUCGACUUCAUCUAUUGAGUCGAGCUCUUCCACUGAGUCGACUUCAUCUACUGAGUCAAGCUCUUCUAUUGAGUCAAGCUCCUCUACUGAGUCUAUUUCUGACACGGUCAAGAAAACACAGACAGUUCUGAAAUCCAGACUUAUGACCGCAACUACUAUUGUCACCACUAUCCAUGGCACAGUCACUUCUUAUACAACUUAUUGCCCGUUACCUGAUUCUGAAACACUGCCCACUUUGGUGCAUAUCCUGGGAGCAACAACCGUACUUACAGUAGGUGCCACCACUUCAAAUGGUGAGGCAACCUCAAAAACCAAAUACUCGCGGCCGGAGAAUAAUGACACAAAAAGCAUCGUUUCUACGUGCACAUCAAACGUCGCAACCACUGUGAAUGGAAUAGUCACUAUCCAUACUACGAACUCCUUAUUAAAAGGAUCCACGGUAAUCACAAAGACCGUGUGCAGCGGACACAAUGAAUGUGACACCGGUUCAUUUACUAAAGUCGAAAUUUUGACGUUUACCGAAAAAGGCACGAGCUCUUUCUCCACCGCUUAUGUUUCAUUGUCUGGUCCUCAUUCAUCUGCCAAGGAGCUGGAGAGCUACACAUGGGCUCCUCAAGUUACUUUUGUGACAUCUCUUACAGGUAGUAUCGCUUCGAUUGAGACACUAGAAUCAACGAGUUCAAGAGAAACUUCGAUUAUUCAAAUUCAAUCUGCAAGUGAGAAUAAGGCACCUACAACUACAUUUGAUUUCAUCAUAUUUGUGGUUUCAUUAUUUGCAGUUCUUAUUUGA
Sungouiella intermedia is the source of this 2328-nucleotide messenger RNA. The record is from the annotation of a GenBank genome assembly. Lineage: Eukaryota; Fungi; Ascomycota; Pichiomycetes; Serinales; Metschnikowiaceae.